Molecule: messenger RNA, 796 nt
Organism: Homo sapiens (human)
Lineage: Eukaryota; Metazoa; Chordata; Mammalia; Primates; Hominidae
Exons: 2
Coding region: 167-796 (209 amino acids)
Source: RefSeq, a predicted model, not a curated record
GCGGUUUGAGUGUUCAGAGAUUGGUUGUGCUACUGAAGGCGGCGGACGUGGGACCCCCGGUUCCGUCUCGGGAAGUAACUCAUCUGCCCCCUCUUUGAACACCUCCGCUCACGAGCGCAGCACGUGGAAACCGUCAGUGAUUUGUGUCUGCAACGUGUGUGAGAGAAUGGAGGUGUGUGACACGGUAUAUUCUCCUGCUCUCGGCGGCCCAGCCCUCGUGACUCUCCGGUCUCUGUUUCACCUCCCCCACCCCUUUCUCCUCCAAGUUGGGUGCCUCCUGCCCUGCUGGGUGAGGAGGGUGGGGAUUGCAACCGAGAACACCGCGUCCUUUCUGGCUCCCGCUGGGGCGGCUCCUCCAUCCCUUUUCUUACAUAACCUACCACGCACGUUACCAGCUCAGAUGCCAGCCCGCCACGACGCUAGAGGUCAAAACGAAACUCAGUUUUUCCUGACUUUUUUAUCCAGGCUUCUCGGGCCCGGCGUCCUAAAUUAUCUGAUUCCAAGCACGGGGAACAGAAUGGGAUUCAAACAGGAUCUACCCCCUCUGCAGCCCUUCAAGAAGAGGUAUGAUUGCUACCACUUUUCCCCACAAAGUGACGAAAGGAAACAGCGACGGAAGCGCAACCGAACCCUGGAAUUGGUGUCUCGACUGGUCCAUUCCCGGCCCACCCCCAUUAACCGGCUCGAGCCACUCCCAGGACGAAGUCAAGGCCUCGGAAGGCGACUACAACUCCCAGCAGGUCGAGCAGCUCCGCCCGCGCUGAUUCUCCAUUGGCCUUCCGGGGGUGGGGAUUAG